AUGACCGACGAAUCUUUAAUCAAAGCUGAAAAAGAUUACACCGAGAUUUUGGACCGAGAGCUUCCAAUUAUCGAUGAGCUUUAUUCUAAAGAUUUUUCUUCUGCUUUAGAUCAACUGCUGGUCUUGGAAAAACAGACUAGACAGGCAUCAGAUCUUUUUUCUUCUAAAAGAGUCUUGACAAAAAUUAUUGAUAUUUCAAUAAAGUCAGGUAACUGGAAGAUCAUGAAUGAGCAAGUUCAAUUGCUUUCAAAAAAACACGGCCAGCUUAAGCAAGCUAUUACCUCCAUGAUUCAAGAAGUAAUUAAAGGAAUAGAUGAGACUCCUGAUUUAGAUACCAAAAUUAAGACAAUUGAAAACAUUAGAAGUGUCACUGAGGGUAAAAUAUAUGUUGAAGUUGAGCGUGCCCGUGUUUCUCGAACUCUUUCUAAAAUUAAGGAAGAUGAAGGUGAUAUUGAUGCUGCCACGGAAAUUCUCGGUGAGCUACAAGUUGAAACAUACGGUUCUAUGGAUAUCCGUGAGAAAACAGAAUUCAUUUUGGAACAAGUUGAACUUUACAUUAAAAAAGGUGAUUACACUCGUGCUCUUAUUUUGAGCCGUAAAAUUGUUGCUAGAUAUUUUGAGAAAGAGGAAACUCAUGAUUUAAAGCUUCGCUACUACGAGCUAUUGAUUAAAAUCGACUUGCACAACUCUCAUUAUCUCGAAGCAUGCCAGCACUAUAGGGCUGUCUACAACACACCUCGAGUUCUUGAAGACGAAAGUAAAUGGAAGCAAGCCUUAGAGCAUAUUGUUUUUUUUAUUAUUCUUUCGCCCUAUGACAAUGAACAAUCGGAUCUUAUCCAUAGAAUUGCAACAGAUACAAGACUCUCUAAACUUACCAUUCAUCAGGAUCUUAUCAAAUGCUUCACUGCUAAUGAAUUGAUGCGCUGGCCUAAGGUUGAGCAAAUUUACGGCCCUCCUCUCCAAAAGACUGAUAUUUUUGAUAUCAAUACAUCAGAAGGCCGUACACGAUGGGAUGAUCUUCGCAAGCGUGUGGUUGAGCACAAUCUUCGUGUUAUAUCAAAGUAUUACACUCGCAUUCGCACUCACCAGCUCAAUUAUUUACUCGAUCUUUCUGAGAAAGAGACAGAAGAGUUUAUUUCUAAGCUUGUUACCCAAGGAACUAUCUAUGCUAGAAUAAACCGACCAGAAAGAAUUGUCAAUUUUGAUGAGCCAAAGGGUGACACAGAAGUUUUGAAUGAAUGGAGUUACAGUAUAGGCCAACUUUUAGGCCAUAUUGAAACUAUUGGCCACCUUAUUGCUAAAGAAGAAAUGAUUCACGGAAUGAAAUAA
This is a messenger RNA of Magnusiomyces paraingens, 1329 nucleotides long. RefSeq lists its product as uncharacterized. Gene Ontology annotation, cellular component: cytoplasm; nuclear proteasome complex; proteasome regulatory particle, lid subcomplex. The transcript is spliced from 3 exons. Bases 1 to 1329 code for a protein of 442 amino acids. The record is from RefSeq and is a predicted model, not a curated record. NCBI's taxonomy places the organism in Eukaryota, Fungi, Ascomycota, Dipodascomycetes, Dipodascales, Dipodascaceae.